Zootermopsis nevadensis is the source of this 1593-nucleotide messenger RNA. Its product is annotated as CD151 antigen. The record is from RefSeq and is a predicted model, not a curated record. Lineage: Eukaryota; Metazoa; Arthropoda; Insecta; Blattodea; Termopsidae. Gene Ontology annotation, cellular component: plasma membrane.
AGAUUACUUAAUAGACUUGGGCACCUAGCACCGAUUUCGUUUUAUUCAGUAUGGUGGGAGUGUUUGAUGAAAGCGUCAUAUCGUAGUCUUAAAAUGUAAUUUCCAAGCACCAAGUUGGACUGACGGCCAGAGCUGUGUAUUCCAAAAAAGUGAUAAAGGGAACUGCGCGUAUAUGAAGGAGUGGCCAUGUGUGAUGUCAUGAAUGGGAUGACGGUCGCCAGUGUUCUGUGGACUGUGGUGAUGGUUAGCGGCUGCAGUGGACAACGCGCGGUGUCCACGUCAGGCUGUCAAGCACAGUUUCCGCCAGGACUGGUGCAAUAAAGGUCCGAAUCCUAGGCCUGGGUGCCCCCUUUCCCGUGGUAACCAUGGCUAUCGGCUGCGGACUGAAGUGCUCCAAGGGCGUUCUCCUUUCUUUCAACAUUGUUUUCUGGGUGUCUGGCUGUAUAAUGCUCGUCGUGGGUAUCUGGAUGAUCUUGGAUCCCAAAAAAACACACCUGUUCAGUCUCACGUCGACAGACGAUGUGGCACCCGAUCUCCUACAGUAUCUGGCCUACGUCUUGGUGGCCAUAGGCUGUCUCAUUGUUCUCGUCGGCUUUUGUGGAUGCUGCGCGUCUCUGUACGAGCGCCGAUUUCUGCUAAUAACGUACUUUGUUUUCCUGUUUAUGUUGCUGUGUGCCGAGUUAUCGAUUGCAGUGACGACUCUCGGAUACCGAGAAGAUUUUCUCACCGGCCUGGAGAACAGACUCCUGAAUCGGUUCAGAGAUGAGUAUGGCAGAGACUCCAAUGAUGUCUUCACUCAGGCCAUAGAUCAAGCACAAUUUACGUUUAACUGCUGUGGUGUCCUGUCAGACACUGAUUACAUAAACACAAAAUGGCGAAAUGAAAGUAUUGGGAUUUCUAAUCGAUCCAGAAUCAACGUGCCUCUCACAUGCUGUGUGCUAGCCAACCCAGAUGUUACCAAUGCUGGAAGUCCAAUUAUUGUAGUAUCAAGAUUUUUCAGCGGAACCGUUGAAGAAUCCUGGCAACAUCCGCAGCCAAUGGAUGAAACUGCAUGCCAAAAUACUGGAGUUGAUAGACACCAUCUAUCAAGACAUAAAAAGGGGUGUUUAGAAGACCUGGAGAAGUGGCUCAAGGAUGACACCGCGGUACUUAUUGGCCUUGGUAUUGGAAUAGCUUUCUUCCAUAUGCUCGGGAUGAUAUUCUCUGUCACUCUUUGUCGAAAUCUGGGCGCUGGAUUGGCACAAGGGCACUGAAGACAUUUGUAAAAAUUACCUUUUUGAAGAACGUCAUCAUCUCUGGCAAAGAGACUGUUAAUAGGAACGCAGUCUGUUUAAAUAACUGCCGGAAUCAUUUUAUAUGUGAGUGGCCAUUUAAUUAUGAACCUAAACUGUAGUGGUGUGACUGAACGAAUAUUUCUGUAUCUGAAAGUAAAUUGGGUACAAAAUAUGUUGUGAUGUGCUCGUUGCCGUAGGAUUCAUUGAUGUUUCAGUCGGCCAGAAUGAGUAUAUACGUGAAACAGGAAAUAAGAAGAAGUGGUAUGUUAAAUGUCACUGUAAGGGAGAUGAAUAAAAGAUCCAAACUGCUGUUCUACUG